Molecule: messenger RNA, 471 nt
Organism: Metarhizium album ARSEF 1941
Lineage: Eukaryota; Fungi; Ascomycota; Sordariomycetes; Hypocreales; Clavicipitaceae
Exons: 2
Coding region: 1-471 (156 amino acids)
Source: RefSeq, a predicted model, not a curated record
AUGCAAGCUAAUCAAAGCAAGGCUUCUCACCUCAUCGUGUCAGACUGGCUCCCCAAGCGACAAGUCUCCAGAACGAAACGAGCCCUCUCCAAGCUCAAGCAUUACCUCAGGCUUUCUAAAGCGCGCUCACCAGAUACCGCUGCAUCUGUGACAACUAUCAAUUCGAGUCCGUCGCGUACUGUCGUCGCCCCAAGAAGCUCGGUGCCGGCAUCUGUGCCCGAGGGGUCACAAUUCAAUGCGCCGCUGGAAAGUCUCCCUGCUGAAAUCCGGCGUCAGCUCCUUUCCACACUCAAGUUCGAAGAGUUGCGUGCUUUGGUCUUGGCAUCUUCGGUCCUCCACCGGCAGUACCUGCGAGAUCGCCGGUAUCUGCUCUGCAAAUGCUUGGAGACGACCUUGUAUGGCGCCGUUGUUGACGCCUUUGCCGUCUAUCAGUCCAGCUCUGCCGAUUUCUCCAACUCGCGUACACGUUAA